Molecule: messenger RNA, 1066 nt
Organism: Corticium candelabrum
Lineage: Eukaryota; Metazoa; Porifera; Homoscleromorpha; Homosclerophorida; Plakinidae
Product: lysosomal thioesterase PPT2-A-like
Exons: 7
Coding region: 22-876 (284 amino acids)
Cellular component (GO): lysosome
Molecular function (GO): thiolester hydrolase activity; palmitoyl hydrolase activity
Source: RefSeq, a predicted model, not a curated record
GCACUAAUUUAGUAACGGGCCAUGGCUCAGUUCUGGUUUCUGUUUCCCUGUUUUAUCGUAGCUAGCGCCUAUAAACCUGUCGUUCUGGUACACGGGAUUAUGGACAAUGCAGAGUCUAUGGAGGGCAUGAAGCAGUUCAUUGUCGAAGCUCAUCCAGGCACAAACGUCACACUUGUUAACCUCUUCAGCGAUCUACUCAGUCUGACUGACAUGUGGGACCAAGUCGCCGGCUUUGGAGACACUAUCAGAGAUGUGAUGGCUAACUCCCCGGAUGGGAUCCACUUGUUGUGUUUUAGUCAAGGAGGUCUCUCGUGUCGCGGUGUGCUGCAAAGUACACCGAAUCACACCGUGGACACGUUUGUAUCUCUCUCGUCGCCUCAGGCGGGGCAGUAUGGAGACACCGACUAUAUCAAAUUUCUUCCUACUUUUCUUAAAGAAGAGUUGUACAGGUUGUUUUAUACUCCUGAUGGGCAAAAGAUAUCUGUUGGUAACUACUGGAAUGAUCCUCUUCACCAUGAUUUGUACUUGAAGGAAAACGUAUUUCUUCCAUUGCUGAACAAUGAAAUUAACAGCUCGUACAGUGCAGUUAACAAAAGCGGGAUUGUUCGUUUGAAAAAGUUGGUCACUAUUGGUGGUCCAGAUGAUGGUGUUAUUACCCCCUGGCAGUCAAGUCACUUUGCAUUCUACAAGACAGGCAGCUCAACAGAAAUCGUGGAGACCAGAGACCAGGAAGGUUAUCAAAAUGAUGCAAUAGGACUGAAGACGUUGGAUGAGCGUGGCGACUUUAUCGUGUACAACAUAACCGGUGUCCAACAUAUAUACUGGCAUCGCAAUAGGACUGUGUUUGAUUGCUGUAUUGAAAAGUGGCUUACGUGACCUGUCACGAAUGGUGGACUCGGUUAUUGUCGAACCAAUAGGAGAUAAUGGUAGGAUUAUUGCAUGUAGAUUUUAGAAUAGUUUUGCUAGUGCAUUGUUGAUUUUAUUGGCUUACUUGAUGUGUGCUAGUUUAACUAAAACUAGCUUUAAGUGUUUGUAAAUCAAAAAAUCUAAUAACGACUGUGUUGGA